Messenger RNA from Drosophila hydei, 4765 nucleotides. RefSeq names its product negative elongation factor A (gene Nelf-A). The record is from RefSeq and is a predicted model, not a curated record. Gene Ontology annotation, cellular component: NELF complex. Gene Ontology annotation, biological process: negative regulation of transcription elongation by RNA polymerase II. The transcript is spliced from 7 exons. NCBI's taxonomy places the organism in Eukaryota, Metazoa, Arthropoda, Insecta, Diptera, Drosophilidae. Bases 191 to 3952 code for a protein of 1253 amino acids.
GGCAACACUUUUUUCAGUCGUAGCUUCCUAUUACAAUUUUCCACGGGUAUUUCGUGUGUGUGUGUGUUUUUUCGUUAAAAAGUAAAAUAUAAAGCGAAUAUUCAUUGAAAAUUGCGCUGCAAUAAAGUGAUCAACCGUCUGACGUGCUAAGUUUUAUGUGCGCCGUGUGUGUUUACGCUUAAACGUAAAAAUGGCGAAUGUAAGGGACAGCGACACAUCACUGUGGCUGCAUAAUAAACUGGGCACAUCAAACGAUUCGUGGAUAAAUGGUUCAAUAUGCUCCCAAUUAAACAAAGAGGUUUUGCGCAACAUCAAAGAGUGUUUUCCCGAUUUGCAGACGCAGGUUAAAUUAAAAUUGCUGCUCAGUUUUCUGCAUAUACCGCGUCGUCUGGUUGAAGAGUGGAAAAGCGAAUUAGAGGAGGUCAUCGAAGUAGCCGGCCUGGAUUCUGAGUUAUGGGUCGCCAUGCUGGCAGAGACAAUGAAAACAUUUCCGGCGACUAGUUCGCUAAAUACAGAAAUCUCCGACUAUGAGGAUACACGGCAUAUAUUCACCGACAUGGUCAACGACCUUCGUAAACUGGUAACCAAGCAUUCGGAUCUGGGGAUGUUGCCGCUGGAGUGCCAGUACCUAAACAAGAAUGCCCUAGUCUCGGUGGUUGGUCAACAGCCGGUGCCCGUUAAGCAUUUCACGCUGAAGCGCAAACCAAAAAGCGCUCAGCUGCGCACGGAGCUGUUGCAUAAGUCUGCCGAUGCCCAAUCCUCGCUGAAGAAGUCAUCGGCACCUACAAUCCCAUUGCGCUCGCGUGGCAUGCCACGGAAAAUGACGGACACAACGCCGCUGAAAGGCAUACCAUCACGUAUGCCCACCACAGGCUUUCGUUCGCCCAGUGUGCCGGGUAAUGCGCAACGGCCUAAUCUUAGUCGGACGCCUGCCGGCCGCAAAGAUGGAGGCAUUAAAAUACUCGAAUUCACAGAACAGCCGCUCGGCUAUGCUGCGGCCAAGAAGCGCAAGCGGGAACAGCAGCUGGAGGAGCAGCAGAAAAAACAGGAACAGAAGCAACAGGCCGCCGCAGCGGCUGCUGCUCAAGCAGCUGCAAACAUCAGCAACAACAGCGACAGUCCUCCUGCAGAGUCUGCAGCGAAUAAUGCUAGUGGUGGAGAGACGCCAACUACAUCAGUAAAUAACAGCUUUGAAAUCAAACUGGAGCCACAGCUGAACCAAAGCAGCGGCAGCAUAGAUGAACAACAGGAUGAGCAAGAGUUUAAGACGCCAGAGCUGGCAACAAAAACGUUGCAACCGGAAACGCCGGGUACACCGGAAUAUGCGGCAGCUACGCUGCAAUUUGCUCAAACCAAUACAGCGGCGGUAGCAACUACGCCCUCGCGCAAGACGGAGAGUAAAGCGAAAGUUACCAAGUCGACGGCUAAGGCGAAUAACAACAAUAAUAACAGCUACCAUCAGACGCCGAAACGUAUCAAGCAGGAGAUUGAGAUCAAGAGCGAGGAGAUCAUUGUGCCGGCCAACAUUAAGCUGGAGAAGAUUGAGCCAACGAUUUCGACUACACCCACACAAACAACGCCGAAGACGCCGCUGACAGCGGCGCCCACGCAGAGAAUCAUUAUUCAGCAGCAGCAGCCAACACAGCGUGCACCGCAUUUACUCAUACGCAGCACGCCGCAGCAGCAGAAGCGCCUCAACAACAGCAACAACGUAGCAACAACAACAGCUGCUACAACAACAACAACCGUUGGCAAUACCACCAUUAAAAUGGAAAAGCUGGACAUAAAGCCUAUGUCGCGUGCAGCAGCUACACCCAGCGGAAGUGGUAGCAGCGGCAGCAGCAGCACCACCACCACCACGACCACCAUAUUGACGCCUCAGCAAUUGCGGCAAGCGACCAGUCCGCUGGCCAAUCUGCCGAACAACAUUUCUGUAAAAAUAACAUCGGCCAAGGCAAAGGUUGUAGGCGCCAGUGCUGCAGGCAGCAGCGGCAGUCAGACAGUAACAACAGUAGCUGCCACAGCACAGCAGCAGCAGCCCAUACUGAUUAACAGCUCCACACCCGUAAUAUUGGCAUCUACGCCCAGUGCGCAGCGAGUGAAACCGCAUUUGGCAGCCAGCAGCAGCGGCAUUGGCACCACAACCACCACAAUACCAUCGCAAGCUAUUAAGACCAUGCCGUUGAGUCAGCUAAAGACAGCAGCAAAUAGUGGGCCGGUCAUUAUUUCACAAACCAUCAUACAGCCAGCAAAGCGGGCCCAGCAGCAGCAACAGCAACAGCUGCAGCAACAACAACAGCAACAAGGUGCCACAUCCAGCGCAGCGGCAGCUGCUGCUCAGCAACAUCAGCAACAACUGCAGCAGCAGCAAUUGUUAGCUAAUCCGUCACAGGCACAAACCACACAGUACAUUCUAGCAGCACCACAGCCGCAACAGCAGCAGCCCGCAUUACCUACGCUCACUUCCUUUACACAGACGCGACCGCAGACAGCGACACUGUACCAAACAGCAGCGGGCGGCAGUAGUCAGACGCCCACAAAGAUACUGCUGAAGACCACAGGUACAUCUGGGGUGGUCAUGACACCGUUACGACAGCAUCAACAAGCUACAACAUUAGUGUCUACCAAUCCGCCGCCAUUGGUGGCUACGACGGCAGCCGUUGCUGCUGGCCAGCAAACGCUUAAUAUACAAAAUGUACAGCUGCCGAAUCGUCCUGUUACCAUACAGCCCGCCUCGCAGGCAGCACAACAGCAGCAUUUGCAGGCACAGCUUCAGCAACAACAGCCACUGCCGCAUCCGCAACACACGAUUGUAUCCAAUACGACUGCCACACAACAGCCAAAGCUAUCUCAGGUGCUAAUGCAGCCUGGCGGUGCCAUAGCGGGCAGCACAUUGAACGUCUCUCCGACGGCGGCCAAAAACAAGACGAUCAUACUCACCCAGAAGGGCGUCAUACUACGUAACAUUGGUGGCGAUAUGUACCAGAUACCAAUUAGUAAUGUCGGCGGCUUAUCCGGACUCAGUGCUGGUGCCACCCUCAUGACAAGCACGGCGGCCGGUCCGCCCAGCCUGGUGAAGACGACGACGUCAACGAGCAUACAGCCACAUACGAUACAGCUGCAACAACAAUCACAACAACAGAGCGUGCAGUCCGGCAAGCAGUUGAUGCCUACGCUAAUACCAACCAACCCCAUUGGAGGCCAGCAUGUAAUCGUCCAGCAACAGACACCGACGAGUGUAAUUGGCAAUUCCACGCAGCAGACGAUAAUCCGACCUGUCAUGACCAAUGUGGGCGGCGGGUUGACCACGCUGCCGCAGGGCCUGACGCUGAUUCAGCGUCCUGGCCAGCAGCCGCAGCUGGUGCAGGUGCAGGCAGCGCCGAGCAGCACACAGCGUACGAUUAUAACGCAAUCGCCGGCUGCAUCGGCGCCGCAACAGCAGCCGCGCCAGCAGCAGCAGCAACAGCCACAACAGCAGCAAAUACUGGUGCAGCAUAAGCCAGCCCUGCAGCAGUGUUUGGUCACCUCGACGAGUACUCCAGGGAACAAUGCUACCAUACCGCGCACCGUCCAGGUGCAGGUCACCCAGCAGCAGCAGCCACAGCAGCAGACGACAGCAUCCACUGCACAGCAAGCGCCGCAGCGACGUGGGCUCUCAUUAUCAAAUGAGCAUGUUCACAAGGCUCACGAAAUGUUUCGCAAAGCGAAUCGCGUGUCUCGUCCUGAUAAGGCGCUUAUAUUGGGCUUUAUGGCUGGGCUGCGUGAGAAUCCAAGACCCAAUUCUGAAAAUGUGUUGGUCAUAAAGCUGGGCGAAACCGAGGAAAAAGUGCAACAGGAGGAUGGUAAUACGGCGCUGUGCCAGGUCGAAUCGCACAUUCGCUUAGACUACAAUACGGGCGAAUGGAAGACAUUCCAGAACUACAGGCUGGUAGACCAGAGUGGCGCCUCAUAGUCCACGAGGGUCAUACGCAUAGUGCGCAAGUAGCCUAUGUGUAUACCCUAGACUAUAUUUGAUUGCUACUGGGCUUGUUCUCUGCGUCUGUUUCGUUCUGCAUGGCCAGCAGCUUGGCUUAUCCGCUAAUUAGGCUACUAACCAGUUCUCCCCUCCCCUUUACAUUAUUAAGCCCCGCUUUCCAAGAUGGGAAUAAAUGAACUAUAAAACAAUUAACGUAAAUUAGUAGUUGUACAGUUCUUAGUAUAUAUGUAUGUAGUAUAUAUGCUAGCGCUUAAAACGUUUAAAAAUCAUGCCACAAACACAAACACACACACAUACCCACAUACGCAUACACCCACACCCACACUCACACAACAUACGCACGAAUAUAUAUGAAUAUGUAUGAUUAGCACGCUUGACUAGAGCGCUGACAGAUGAAUUGAAUGGCGAAUGCAAAUAAUCGUACAUUUACACACACCCACAUAUACAUUAAUGUAUGUGUUCAUUUGUAUGCAAAUAUAUACAAUAUAUAUACCGAAAUUAUAUAUAUAAAUAUAUAUAUGCAUAGCUAGCAUUAUGUAAUUAGUUCUCGAGUAAAGACAACUGUAUAAUUAAUUUAGCAAGAAACAUAAUAAUUAUUUGGAGCCACGCGAAAACUACAACGCUCACCUUAAACGUUACAAAAUUAAAAAUUAUAUCAAAUAUUAAUAUUCUGAAUGUAUGUAACAUUAUAAAAAAAAAAGAAAAUGAUGGCAAAGCAACCGCAGAAAAAAUUUAACAUUAAUCUUGAGACAUGUGUAAUAGUCUAAAAUAAACCAACCAUAUUUAUGG